AAGGAUUUGGCUUUGAAUCUUCGACCUGCUGUAAAAAGGUCACACCUUUAUCCAUUUCAGCUGGCUUCAAUUUGAACACGUCCGUUGGCUCCACAAAAACGCAAAGCAACAGCCCAUUCACAAUUCACAAGACCUGAUAUCGGAGUAGAUCGAGUGGGAAAGCCCAAAGGACCAACAAUAAUAUAGUCAUCCUUGAAAGAAGAGUCUGCCUCCGUUCCAAGAACUCAUCGUCUUCCGCCUCCUCUUCAAGUUUACCUUCCUUCCGCACCCCUCCCCACGAAAAGCAUGUCUUCUACUGGUGCUGUCCAAGUGGUGGUCCGCCUCCGACCUUUGAAUGAACGCGAAUUAAAGGCAUCGACGUUGCCUGUGGUAUCGGCAUCGACCAAUGACAAGACGGUGUCCGUCAUCAGAGGAACUGGCUCUUCCCAGAAACGCUCGCAAUUCGCUUUCGAUAAUGUCUUUACUGCCUUUUCCACUCAAGAAGAAGUGUUUGAGACUACCCUCAAGCCGGUCAUUAAAGAUGUCCUCAAGGGUUUUGAAUCCACCGUCUUUGCCUACGGACAAACCGGCACUGGGAAAACGCACACCAUGGAAGGGUCGUUGGAUCAUCCGGAUAAUUACGGUGUCAUUCCCCGCGCUGCCGAAGCCAUUUUCAAUGAAUUGAACAAUGACAAUCUCAACUACGUGUCGUAUCAGGUCUUUUGCAGUUACCUCGAAAUUUACAAUGAGGAAUUGUGCGAUUUGUUGACCGAGAGCACACCCCAUAGUGCCAGUAGUAGUAGUAGUGGUGCUGGCAAUCGAACACCCCGACGAAACGCCUCUAACAAUAGCAGCAGUGGAGUGCAGCAAAAGUUGGAGAUUAUGGAAGGAAAGCAUGGUCCCUUUUGCCGAGGGUUGUCGGAAAAAGAAGUUGCUACAUCGGCCGAUCUCUUGAGUUUGAUGGAAAAGGCACAACAACAACGAAGAGUAGGAGAGACCAACAUGAACAAACAGUCAUCGAGAUCUCACUGUAUCUUCACUUUGAGAGUCGAAGCCAAAAGACGAUUGGAAGAUGGAGCACUGUUUGAAACCCGAGGCAAAUUGCACAUGGUCGACUUGGCCGGAUCCGAAUGCGCCAAGACAGCUGACAUGGAUGAUAAAGGAAGUCAACAAGCUGCACGAGAACGGGAACGAAUGAACAUUAAUCGCUCCCUCUUAACACUAGGUCGUGUUGUCAAACUGUUGAAAGAACAAAGCUCCAAAAGCAAACCGGGCAAUGUUCGCAUCCCCUAUCGCGACAGCAAACUCACACGCAUUCUGCAACAGGCGCUCGGUGGGAAUUCCAAAACUGUCAUCUUUGCCACGCUGUCUCCGUCCGUGACGGCCAUUGAAGAAUCCGUUUCAACACUCAACUAUGCCCAAGCGGCGCAUGGAAUCAUCAACAAACCAGUCAGUGCAUCCUACUUGUCGGAAGCUACCAAGGCAUCGUCCAUGCUCUCCGGGAUGGAUUCUGCUGGGUCGUCUGGUGCUCAGAGUAUAGAGCAAUGGAAAGAAAUGGAGGUGCGAUUGGAGUACAUGAAGUGCCAAGUGGAAGAAGCCAAGGCAGCGUUGGCAAGAAAACACAUGCAACAACAAGAAUUCGUAGAACGAGCCGAAACUGCCGAGGCAGAAAAGACAAAAAUCGAAGAUAAACUCAUCAUGAUGACUCAAAGAGCGUCGACCUUGGAAGGACAAUUAGCUGAAGCAGAAGGAAGGCUGGAAGAAACAGAACAACAAUUGAAGGAAACGAGGACCUUACUAGACAAAACUACCCUUGUUCUCGAGGCGACACAAAAGACAGAAGACAGUUUAACAAGGGAAGCACUGGCGUUGAUCGAGGCGUUGAAGGAAUCUGUUGCAGAUGGCGAUCAAUUGCACACACUGUUAGUAACGAGUCUGGAGGCGGACGCGACAAGGAGACAAGCGGCAAAACAAUUCAAUUUUUCCAUGGCGGCGCUUUUGGCGGAUGUCAAGGAGGCGUUGGAUGCACUGGCACAGCAAGAAAUCAGUCAUCAUGUGCAAACUACCGAACUCGCAACCACGGCCGCAUCCAAAGACUUGAUCUUUUUGGAAAAGGCAAAAGAAGUUCUACAGACUGCUGUCGCCAACGUGGAAAGUGCAGUGACAAGCCUCAAAGCAACCAUCAACGAAGACGAUGGAAUCGUUCCAAGUGCCACCUCUUGCGCAACAGAUACAGUCACCAGGAUUGGAAACGCCCGAUCGAUUCUGCAGCAAAGCGAGCAGACGUUGGUAGAGCAACUCAAGUCAACGAGGGGAACAAUCGGAGAUUUUGGCAACAAGCUGACAGAGCUAGAGAAACAACAUCUAUCUUGCUCAUCCGAUGCCUUGGCGGCACUGGAGAGCAACGUUGCCAAAUCCAAACAAAAGGUGGAGGAGCUGGUCUUUUCGAGCAAUGCUGUGAUGCACACUGCGAUGGAGGAGAGGAAAACAAUUCGCGAUGCAACUAGGAACACUGUUGAGCUCUGGAAACAGUCAAUGAUUGACAGCGGGGAAGUUAUCCUGAGACAGUCGACAACUCAGCGGGGUGCAGUGGAGGAGACGUCACAAAUGAUGGCCACGGAAAUGCAGCGCCACGCUAACAUAGAACAGCAACUCAAGAGCCAAGAGAGUUUGCUCGAAAACAGCCAAACUGCCAGCACGGCAAAGCAUGAAGCCCAGAAAGAACUCUUGCUCAAGACGCAGGGCAAAGCAGAAGAAUGUCACAAGCAACAAUCGGACCUCCUUUCGGUGUUUGUGCCAAAUCUAAUGAAGGAUGUCGAGUCGCUUGUGUCAAAGAAAGUGCUCGAGGUAAUGGAAGAAGUCAAGAAGGGCCACACGGCGUUUUUGGAAAACAACUUCUACUUGAUGGAGAAUCAUUCGAACAUCACUACGUCCACUUUGGAAACGUUUGUGGAAGCUGGUGCUCUCACAUCGUCACUCCAGAAAGAAGCCGAGGCUGCCAAACAGACGGACACUAGCGUCAUUGCACACUUGGGCGAGACCAAGUCUGUAUUUGCAGAUAUCGAGGAGGCUGUUGCGGCGCAUCAGUCGAAUGUGGAUGACUUUUCGGCCCAGUCCGUGAACCAUUUGAAGGAGUCGGAGGACUUGGAAGCAAAAGCUUUGGAUCUUUGCGAACGACUCAGUGCUGGCGGCAAAGACUGUUCCGAAUUCAUCACAACCAAUGUCUUCAACGCAACCUCGGACGACAUGUCCACCCUGACAAACGCUGGAACGGCAAUUGUUACGUUUACGAACGAUGAUGUCUUGCCGACCAUGUCAUCUGCACUGGAAACAAUAGAGGAGCCUAGAAGUGCAGCCAUGUCCAGCAUGGCCCAAGAGUUCUCGGGAUUAGAAAAGUGCAUUGACUUGGGAAUGACGCGAAUCAAGGUGAAAUCGUCCGUUGCUUGCAGAAUGGCGGAAAAGCUGCAGCAGGGUAUGGAAGCUGCUGAGACCGACUUUUCUUCAACAACCAUCGAGGAACGACGCAAGGAUAUUGCCGAGACGAAGGAUAGUUUCCUGUCCUUCAGUGACGAGCAUGCUGAGUUUGCCAGUGGCAGCAUCAGUCGCUCCGGCGAAGGGUCAACAAAGGCGGCAUCCACGUCGGAAACCUUUGUCAAGACUGAUCUCGCUGCGUUCGAACCAGUCGAAGCUGCACCGGAGCGAGUCCAUAUUCCUUACAGCGAUCAGUUAAGCAGAACUCCAAACGAAGAAACCAUUCUGAAACGGGUUGGUGGCGGGCUUGGUGGUGGCCGAGUGCUGCAAUCCUUGAACCCGAAUCAUGAGAAUGGUGGUAGUGGGAACAACAACAAUCUUAAGGCUCACAGGGCACCCGGUGGCCACGCAACAAUGCCAAACAGCUUUGGUCACGAAAGGAAUGAGCCGCGAAGCGAGACCCUUGCCUGAUGGCACCCGGUGCUCGCCCACGGGGAGGAUUAGCAGUAGAAUGUAGCGUGUUACAGGGAUCCAUUGGUUGCUACCGCAGUAUCUAGCUAUCUAGCUAGACAUGUAUAGUUAUGAGUUGUGGCCUACUGGUAGACUAGCUAGUCAACCCAGAACACGAAAACUUUCAUUGAUAGGGCACCGGUAGGAUCAGCUUCUAGUGAGAAUGGACAAUGGCUUGCACAAAAAGUGUCACUAUGGCUCCCGGAGCAUGUUGUGUCCUCACACAUGAAGGACAUCUGUUUAUCCAUGAAUCUCAAUGAAACCACUAACGUAUUCAGAGAGGUUCCUCUCCAAAAAACAGGCUGGAAGACCGGGGUCAAGAAUUAGCUUCUUGCCGCCAACAGCAGCUGAUUUCCCCUUGUCAACCUUGUUGGAGCAGUGUUCACAACCGGUUUGAAGACCCCCCUGCUGGUAAUGAUUGCUUGCCUGCUUCGUGAUGACCUCCGUAUAGGGCUUCCGAAUGUCUCCGGAGCACUCUCCGUGUUGUACACUGGUAGCAAUUUUUCAGUUGUCCCACCCUCGAGUAUAGGUGAAGACAGACAUCUUGAGAGACUGACUGGGUGCUGGGCAAAUUUGGGCUCUUUACUAAGUGGCCAAUCUCAUACGGUAUGUCCGAGAAGCCUGCAAAACCUUGGAAGGACUAUAUGAUGACUGGGAUCGUGCAAAUGACAACACAUUUCCGACCUUACUGCUCGACAGCAUUGGCUGAUUGAGAGACAUGGUGGCUACCAUGAAUGACCGCAAUGAUCAUGGUUUUGUCACGUUCAUCAAGGUAGUUCAGCAGUGGACCAUUCUCGCAGUCAGGAAAUCCACCAAGAUCGCCAAGGAGAUCAUGAUCUGCCUUGAAGCUUGCUGGGAAGGAGAAAGUGACGAUGAACCGACAACAGAGAGCAGAGUGAGGGGAUUCGGCAGUUCACACAACAACAAAACUACCAAGGAAAAAAUCUGACCUGUUCUCACAAUAGCUCCUACCCCAAGUAACUUCCCUACUAUGAAAACCCCUUUCUCUGUUGAUAGCAGAGCCAAUGGCCAGCUCAGAUGAUUCGUUGAAGCUGGGUCAGCAAUAUUAUGAGUAGGGGCUUCAUCCGUGACAAUCGCUGUUGCUGGAGCCACAAGUGGAUCUGUAGGGUAAGCUUUGGCUCUCCUCAACUUGGCUAGAUUGUCUGGAAUCAAAGUUCCAUCGGCACCGUGCCAGACCUGAUCAUCACUGUAGCUCGAGAUUGUCAGGUUGUGCUUUUUGUGGAAGAAUACAUUAGGUUCCAAAUCAGUUGGUGCAAAGUCAAUGGAUUCAAUAACAUUCUUGUGCCAUCCAUCAGCCAAUUUGGGACUUGUCCCAAGCCCAAAGAGCAUCUGUUUCCAUUUGGAAAAUGAGUUCAUGGUGGAACCAGCAAGGUCAGAUCCUUACCAGUAGGAAAAUCCCACUGUUUGCAAGAAUUCUUGUGGAUGGUGUAGCAAUAUUUUAGCAGCAAAGCUUCCUAAUCAGCUGGAUGACAAUCAAGUAGCUUGCUAUGGUAGGCUCAUAUCGUACUGCUGUUGGCUUUGAGUACUUGCAGGGUCUAGCUAGCUAGCAAGCAAGGUAUGCUAACCAUAAGAAGGAGUCCAAACGCAGCUAUACGAAAGUAAUGUUGUUUCGACAAUCGAUCAUUUAUUCGACUUGACUAAUCGGCUAGUUCGGCCAUCGAUCACUUUCGACC
Seminavis robusta is the source of this 5654-nucleotide messenger RNA. NCBI's taxonomy places the organism in Eukaryota, Bacillariophyta, Bacillariophyceae, Naviculales, Naviculaceae. The record is from the annotation of a GenBank genome assembly.